AUGGCUCAAUGGUUAAGGACGCCAGCGAUUAAGUUUGAAAGCGCAAAACGAUACAAAAGGGUGUAUGCUUCAAAUCUAGAAUUUUAUAAAAAAGGAUUUGUGGAUGUAGACUUUUUAAAGGUUGAACACGACAGUGAACUUGAAUUGAGCCAUGAAGCGCUAAUUACUGGCUCGAAAGGGGAUAAUUUUAAAAUUAAAUCUCUUCCAACAGCAAACUACAUAUUCAGAAAUGAAACAAACCAAUGGGGUCGCGUAAGAAAUGUAGAGGAUGGUCAUGGCAUGAAUGUUUCUUUUUUUUAUGACAAGCCAUUCUAUCGAAGCUCUAUCACUUGGAACAACAAACUGCACAAAUGUGAUACAAUUAAUCAACACAUGAUUCCUUUAAAAACGAGUUCUUCCAAAUAUAAAUCGGACAUUCAAGAUAUUCACGUCGUUAUCAGGAAAGAAGAUUCCCGUUUCAAAUAUAACAUUAGAAAUGCAGUUCGUCCCCCGUACUUCAAAUUCACUACCAAACGAUAUACGAUAUUAUCCUUACGUGUCCCACUAAUUUCAAAUUCAAUUUAA
Helobdella robusta is the source of this 564-nucleotide messenger RNA. RefSeq lists its product as hypothetical. The coding region runs from base 1 to 564 and encodes 187 amino acids. NCBI's taxonomy places the organism in Eukaryota, Metazoa, Annelida, Clitellata, Rhynchobdellida, Glossiphoniidae. The record is from RefSeq and is a predicted model, not a curated record. The transcript is spliced from 4 exons.